AUGAAAUACUUAGGACUAACAUUGGACAGCAGGUGGUCCUUUACAGCCCACUUUACGGAUCUAGCUCCCAGAUUGGAGGGAUCGGCAUUGACCCUAAGUAGGCUCCUACCAAAUUUGGGGGGACCUAAUGAUAGGACGAGGAAAUUAUAUAUUAAUGUAAUUAAAUCUAUAGCCCUAUACGGGGCACCGAUAUGGGCCUAUCAGGUCAGAACAAACAGGAGAGCAAUACAGAUAUUGAGAAGGUCUCAACGCAGGAUUACAGGAAGAUUAAUAAGAGCAUAUAAAACGACGUCACAUGCCGUAAACUCGGUCCUGGCAGGAGUUCCUUCAUUGGAACUAGAGGCUAUCCAGUAUAAGGAGGUUUACGAGAGGGUGACGAAUUUGAGGGGAAGAGACACACCUGUCCAAAAGAAUGAGUUGGACACUAUAAGGGAAACAUCAAGGAGAAAAAUGGUCAGAAAUUGGGGAGAAUGA
Molecule: messenger RNA, 474 nt
Organism: Trachymyrmex cornetzi
Lineage: Eukaryota; Metazoa; Arthropoda; Insecta; Hymenoptera; Formicidae
Exons: 1
Coding region: 1-474 (157 amino acids)
Source: RefSeq, a predicted model, not a curated record